AUGCUGCCUCAGCGAGUUGAAGAUACAACUAGCUUACUUGCGUCGAUGGACGCAAAUACUACUGUUCUUGGAAUAAUUGUUGCAUACGCAUUAUACCGAGCGUACGUAUUCUUCACAGGCUUGAAGACUGUAAGCUACCUUCCUGGCAUUCGAUGUGUCGUCGAACCAUUCACCCUUGUUGGAGCCAUUACUCCGGAGUCGUGGUGGCAUCCUGGUCUAAACUUUCAGUGGUCACAACGCCUGACAUUGUACAAGCGUUACGGGUUAGACACGAUCUCAGUCGUACCUCUCCUGUGGGGUUCUGCGAAAAUUUGGACAGCCAAUUUGGAUGUCGCCCGUCAGGUUGUCGCUGGAGGUCCAAGCUCGCCAUGGAUUAAGCCUAAAGAUUAUAGCAGGGCUCUUUUAAUGUGGGGCAUGAACCUUGGAGGUGCUGAGGGAGGAGAAUUAUGGCGCCGACAUCGUCGCAUCAUGGGUCCGGCAUUCAAUAACAAGACAUAUGCUUUAGUAUGGAGGGAGACUCAGCGAGUGUACAAUGAGAUAGUUGCCAGAGAGGACUGGCUCAGGAGGGAUUUCGUUGAGAUACCCAAAAUGCAAACUCACACGUUAAAUUUGGCUCUGAAUAUAAUAGCGAGCUGCGGCUUUGGUCUACCGCCCACAAGCAAUGAAAAGCCGGCUGGAUCAGAUGGCUCGAUGUCGCUCCAGGAGGCGCUCCAAAUUACUUCCGAGUAUAACCUUUCUCGACUCGCAGCUCCAAGGUGGGUCUGGAAACUCCCGUUCAAGAAAAUUCAAUAUAUCGAGUCUGCGCAUCGGACUCUUGGAACGUUCAUGAAAAAUCAGGUCGCGUUAAGAAAGCAGGAAAUAAGACAGGAGAUGGCUGAAAACGGGAGGCUUGAGAGUGAACGAAGUGAUGUGUUUUCACGCCUCGUCCUUGCAAAUGAAUCGGAGGCCGAAAAGCUGCCCUUGGACGAAGAGGAAUUAAUUGGAAACGUGUUUGUUCUUUUGUUUGCUGGCCAUGAAACGACUGGCCAUACUCUCGCAGCAACACUCGGCUACCUAGGAAUUUACCAGGAGGAACAAGGCGCAGUAUACGAGCAGAUCAUGAGUGUCUUCGGGAAUGAACGCGAUCCGACAUUUGAGGAUUACCCUGCGCUUUACAAAGUGCUAUCAGCUUUCUACGAAGCCCUUCGAUUGAUACCGGCUGGCUCUACAAUGAUCAGGAGAAAUACGCGAGCUACGACACUGAGUGUUCCAGAAUCUACGGAUCAGGAAGGGGUUCGAGAGCUUUCCGUGCAGAAGAACUCCAUGGUCUGUGUUGAUAUGGUUGGAAUUCAGUACAACCCGCGAUACUACCCUGAUCCGCUUGUAUACAAGCCAUCGCGUUGGCAUGCGCAGGAGUCCUCCGACAUGCCCGACGCUUUCACGGCAUUCAGUAUUGGACCACGCGCUUGCAUUGGUCGCAAAUUUGCUAUGACCGAGGCGGUGUGUUGGUUGUCGAUGCUUCUGCGUGAUUUCAAGGUCGAGGCCGUGUUCAAGCCCGGCGAGACCAGGGAGGAGGCACGGAACCGUAUGAUGCAGGCACAACUGCAGAUGUCGCUUGCAGUGAACCCAAUUCCAAUUAGGUUGUUGAAGAGGUCUCACCGAUAA
This is a messenger RNA of Fomitiporia mediterranea MF3/22, 1644 nucleotides long. RefSeq names its product cytochrome P450. Bases 1 to 1644 code for a protein of 547 amino acids. Lineage: Eukaryota; Fungi; Basidiomycota; Agaricomycetes; Hymenochaetales; Hymenochaetaceae. The record is from RefSeq and is a predicted model, not a curated record. The transcript has 13 exons. Gene Ontology annotation, molecular function: monooxygenase activity; iron ion binding; heme binding.